Molecule: messenger RNA, 579 nt
Organism: Bombina bombina (fire-bellied toad)
Lineage: Eukaryota; Metazoa; Chordata; Amphibia; Anura; Bombinatoridae
Gene: PFDN1
Product: prefoldin subunit 1
Exons: 4
Coding region: 64-432 (122 amino acids)
Biological process (GO): protein folding
Cellular component (GO): prefoldin complex; cytoplasm
Molecular function (GO): protein folding chaperone
Source: RefSeq, a predicted model, not a curated record
GGAAAGCCUAUUGAGAGGUUAGUUCUAAUUUGGCUUUCAACGCGCAUGUUUUAUUGAAAUAUCAUGGCUACCCCCGUAGAUCUGGAGCUGAAAAAGGCCUUUACAGAAUUACAAGCUAAAGUUAUGGAUACACAGCAAAAGGUGAAAAUUGCAGAUCUACAAAUCGAGCAGCUUAACAGAACAAAGAAACACGCUCAUCUUACUAAUUUAGAAAUUAUUAACCUGUCUGACACAACUCCAAUGUAUGAAGGGGUUGGAAGAAUGUUUGUUCUUCAAACUAAAGAAAAGAUUCAUAGCCAGCUUAAAGAAAAGCAAAAAGCAGCUGAUGAGAAGAUUUCAGAACUUGAGCAGAAAAAAACAUAUUUGGAGCGAAGUGUGAAAGAAGCUGAAGAUAACAUAAGGGAAAUGUUGAUAGCAAGAAGAGCACAUUGACAUGUUUGAAAAGACUAUUUCCACUGGACAAAAGGAGUUUAUAAAAAAAUUAUUGUAAUAUUAUUGUAAACCAUUGCUUUUGUUGCACCUAAUUUUGUUCAUGCGUUAUUGUCAAGCUGAAAAAAUAAUAAACUCACUUUUACCAAA